Molecule: messenger RNA, 971 nt
Organism: Paramuricea clavata
Lineage: Eukaryota; Metazoa; Cnidaria; Anthozoa; Malacalcyonacea; Plexauridae
Source: the annotation of a GenBank genome assembly
AUGAGAUUAAGCGAAAUAAUUACUUCAUAUGUGUCUGAAGAACAAGACAAGCUGUUUUUCUUCAACCAGAAGUACCUUUUACAGUACCUUUUACAGUACCAUGCUGGCUCAAGUCUGGAAGCAAAAAAGACUGUUCCAGGAGCAUCAUACUAUGCCAAGGUGAUUAACUUCUUUAAUUUCCACUACAGAGUGGGAGAAUUAUUUAUGGAAUAUAUCAAGUUUAGUUGCAAAGAAAAAGAGUGUGAGUUCUGCCUUUCUUGGAGUGGUGUUCCAGUUGAGAAAGUACCUCAGCCUGUGCCUGAUCCCACAAGACCAGGACACUACAUGAAUGUUUCAGCCACACCUUCUCUUACAGAUGGAGUUGAAAGAGCAGUUGAUGAUUGGCUACCUAGAGGUAAUAUAUCAAAGUUGUUUAACUCUGGUGAACUCUCCAUAAAGAAGGAUGACAAACGACAGAGUUUGCAGAUCAAUUUAUUGUUAAGAGAGAGUAUGUUGUAAGCUAUGUGCAGCAUCUCACCAAUCUUCGAGCUGGAAAGAAGAUCAGGGAAAAUAAGAGAAGAGCAGAACAGGCCAGGAGGAAUGAGAAGGUAUAUGAAGAAUACAAGUGACUAGAACUUGUACUCAGAGGAGAGCUUGGGAAAUUGAAGGUUGUAGAGUUGGAUAAAUACCUUGAUCAACACAAGCUCAACAAAAAAGGAAGAAAAAGGGACAAAUUAGAUUCUAUUACAGCAGAUGUAUUGAGAAAGAAGCAACAGAAUGUGAUAGAAGAAGCAACGGAACAGAUGGUGAAUCAGGAUGAAAGUGGUGAUGGGAGUGAUGAUGAUGACCUGGUUGUUGAAGAAAUUGGAACUGAGAGUAGUACCAGCAGUGAAGUGGAGAGUGAAGCACCAGCAGUUGACCCCCUUCCAUUGAUAGUUAGAACUCGAUAUGGACGCGGUGCAUGGCAUUGGAAUUUGUUUCAAAUGAAUUAA